Perkinsus marinus ATCC 50983 is the source of this 414-nucleotide messenger RNA. RefSeq lists its product as hypothetical. The transcript has a single exon. NCBI's taxonomy places the organism in Eukaryota, Perkinsozoa, Perkinsida, Perkinsidae. The record is from RefSeq and is a predicted model, not a curated record. Bases 1 to 414 code for a protein of 137 amino acids.
AUGCACUGCGUCAUCUUCCUCAUCACUUUGGCCUCCUUAGUCAUCCGUCAAGCCGUCGGCGGGUCUGCCCUCAUAAUCGCCGAGAAGCUUCAUGCCGCCGAUGGUGGUUAUUGUCAAAGUCUUUGUGAUGCAUCCCCCGACUGCAUCUUCAGCUACUGUGGUGACGACAACAUAUGCCAUGACGUGGGCUCUGCUGCUUCGAGCGGAGCUGUCCCAUGCGGUGCUGCGGUAACGUCGUUUGACAGCUGCUCCUCUGCAUGCGAGUCAGUCGCCGAUUGUUCAGCAAGUCAGUGGAAAUCUUUCUGCAAGACCUGGCUCGAUACUCCUGUUUGUUUCGGUCUCCUCCAAAGUGCCAACGGAUUGUGCUAUGAGGUCUCGGCUGGAUGUACUGGCACUGCCUAUCCCUGUCCCUGA